AUGGUUGGAUGGUCUGAGUCGCCCUUCAUCGCAGUAUCGUUCGGUUACCGCAUAGGAGCGUUGGGAUUCCUACCAUCAAAGCUGAGCGCUGCAGAAGGCGCACUCAAUCUGGGCUUGAAGGACCAAAUCUGCUUACUUGACUGGGUCGAAAAGAACAUCGAGCACUUUGGUGGCGACAAGAACAAUGUAACGCUCAUAGGGCUCUCUGCCGGCGCGCAUUCGAUAGGGCAUCAUCUUUUGAACUAUGAGGAGGGUGUGAAGCCCAAGUUUCACCGUGUCAUCAUUGAGUCAGGCGCUCCGACAUCCCGCGCUGUUCGCAAUCCCGACGCAGAGAUCCACGAGAUGCAGUUCAAAGACUUCCUGGAAGAAGUUGAAUGUCCUUCAACUCUACCAGAGUCGGAAGUCUUCAGCUUCCUACGCAAACUUCCCACUUCCACAAUCGCCAAGGCCCAAACCAAGGUAUUCCAAAAGUACAACCCCAGUCUACGCUGGGCGUUCCAGCCAGUAAUCGACAAUGAGAUCAUCCGCCGCCGUCCAAUCGAUGCAUGGCGGACGGGCAAAUGGUACAAGAUGCCCAUCAUGACCGGAUUUCAAGGGAAUGAAGGCUCGCUGUACGUCAACAAGAAGAUGUCGACUUCCUCGGAAUUCCUAGAUUUCUGGAAAACCUUGCUGCCACAGAUGAGCGACGACGAUAUCCAAACGAUACACAAGUUGUACCCUGACCCGACCGAAGUAGCGGACUCUAUUUAUAAAGAGACGCGGCUCGAGCAUGGUGUCGGCGCUAUGUACAAGCGUAUCGAGGCGGCCUACGCGCACUACGCAUACGUGGGCCCGGUACGUCAAACGGCUUUCUUCGUCAGUCAAGAUGCACCUGUAUACCUGUAUCACUGGGCAAUGAGACGCGACAUCGUCGAUGGAGCUCGUCACGCAGACAACAUGUUCUAUGAAAUGAGAGACCCUAAGUUCAUUUCGAAGUCGAAGAGCCAGGACGAAUUGUCGGGUAUCUUGCACGCGUACAUCACUAGCUUCAUUUGUACUGGCACUCCAAAUGCGCUUGGUGGCCCGUAUGCGAACAGAACGGAAUGGAAGAGCUAUGAUAGAGCGGAUCCGAAGGUGAUGAUCUUUGGGAGGGAUAACGAGGAGAUGAUCGGCGGGCAGACUAUUGGUGAGCCGGCUAUCAUGGUUGACGACACGUAUGCGAAGGAGGAAAGUGACUUUUGGUGGUCUAAGGUUGAACUGUCUCAGCAGUAG
This is a messenger RNA of Alternaria hordeiaustralica, 1251 nucleotides long. RefSeq lists its product as uncharacterized. The transcript is spliced from 2 exons. NCBI's taxonomy places the organism in Eukaryota, Fungi, Ascomycota, Dothideomycetes, Pleosporales, Pleosporaceae. The record is from RefSeq and is a predicted model, not a curated record. The coding region runs from base 1 to 1251 and encodes 416 amino acids.